Molecule: messenger RNA, 639 nt
Organism: Sungouiella intermedia
Lineage: Eukaryota; Fungi; Ascomycota; Pichiomycetes; Serinales; Metschnikowiaceae
Source: the annotation of a GenBank genome assembly
AUGCUUUCACGCUGUGUAGCCCUUUUGGCUCUUCUCCAGCUCAUUGUGGCAUCGGCCUUGACGUUCAAUUUGCCUGCAAAAGAACAGGCAUGUUUUUACGUCACCACCGAGAAGCAAAACACCCAAAUCAGCUUCUAUUUUGCUGUCCAACAGGGUGGGUCGUUUGAUGUCGAUUACACCAUCAAGGACCCAAAGAACCGGAUCUUGGAUGAAGCUACCAAGCAGAGACAAGGUGACUUCUCGUUCAACGCGCAACAUCCUGGCCAGUACGAAUUCUGUUUCCUGAAUGAAAUGUCAACAUUUGCUGAGAAGGUGAUUGACUUUGAAAUCAAGUACGAGGGCGACGGAUCGUCGCAGUUCAGAGCACAGAUGCCUGAGCAACCCAACACAAAACCCAUUGCACACGUCGAGGCUAUGAAGACUACCGCUGAGAGUAUCGACAGACAGUUGGACGAGCUUAUGAGGGCAUUGCAGUACUACAAGACUCGUAACAACAGAAACCAGGCCACCGUGCAGCUGACGGAAUCGAGAAUCUACUACUUCUCCAUCUUGGAGGUGUUGUUGAUGGUAGGCAUGGCAUUCUUGCAGAUCACCGUGGUGCAAUUGUUCUUCAAGGGCCUGAGAAAGCAGUUAGUGUAG